UUUGAGGUACGAGCUCACCUGCCUCCCUAAAUUUGGGAUUCUGCAUUGGCUGUCUGGACGAAUGUGGGAGAGGGAAGGGUUUGCCAUGCUUUGCCUCAGUGAAUGGGGAUUACUCAUUCACCAGGCUGAGCAAGUACUGCAACGUGAUACUACUAGACCAAAUGCAAACUAGCACAGUAAGAGAAUACAGUAUUGGGAACCUGCGAAGUCGGAAGGGAAGGGUGAAGAGAAGCAACAUCUAUUGGCAGCGACCCACAGAGGCUUCCGUUGCGAACCAGUCUGACCACGGGAUUGCCAAAGUGGCCGAGAAGGCUCCUUCUUCCAGCCAAGGUGUUCACUUCCAGUUCCUCUAAUCCGAUAGAGCGAUACUACCUGUUGACUAGAGAGCUACAGAACGGAAAUCAAACGAGGCAAGCGCCUUCACAGGGGCAUUCUAAGGACCUGAAAAGAGGAGGCGAGACGCGGAGUAAGGCGGGGGGGGAGCUAUAUCAGAUAUUAUCGCCAAGCACGCCGCCAACCACAGAAGCCAGAAUCAGCUCGGGCGCCCCGGGACCUGGCUGCGGCGCGUACGCGCGUGCAACCGCAGCCAGAGAGCGCGUCGGAGAAAGAGGUGGGGAGAGACUCGGCGGUGUCUCGCUGACAGUCCCGCCUGUCCGGACUCUCCAGUCCCAGCAUGCAACGCGUCAUAGUUUGAAUGGCGCUGCUGGCUACGGCGAGUGGGCCGCGGUGCUAAGACGCCGCCGCCGCCAGUUCGACGGCUUGCAGCCCAGGCCCAGGCAGCGGUGGAGCCCCUGGCGCGCUGGACCAUGAGCAGCAGCAGGAAUUGUGGAGAUUAUGGCAUCUGAAGCUCAAAAUGUUAGAAAACGGAACCUGUUAUGUAUUGAGGGCCAGCCUGUUGAUCUCUCUAGGAAGAGGAGCUCUCAUUCCCUUAAUGAGAAUAUGAAGGAGGGUAAGAAAUCUGCAAAACAUUUGGCUUCUUGCACAAGCAGAACAACAGUUGGACAAACUGUAACCAGCCCCCAUCCUCUGUUCAGAGUAGUAUAUAGUAGAAGAAAAGCUCACCAUUAUUCUCCAAAGCCUUGUUUCAGAAAGAAACAGCUCCCUAAAGUUAGAGGCUGUGACAUGGCAAAUAAGGAGAAUGAACUAGCCUGUGCGGGUAAUCUGCCAGCCAAAUUGCCUCCUGAUGGUCGUACUUUCUUACUGAACUCCAGUGAUGCUGGCCGUUCUCAAACAGAGAGUCCUUCCUCAAAAUACAGUGGGUUUUUUUCAGAGGUUUCUGAAGAUCAUGAAACAAUGGCCCAAGUUCUCUUCAGUAGAAAUCUCCGGCUGAAUGUAGCUUUAACCUUCUGGAAGAGGAGAAGUAUAAGUGAACUUGUAGCCUACUUAGUGAGGAUACAAGAUCUGGGAGUAGUUGUAGAUUGUCUCCCUGUCCUUACCAGCAGUUUACAGGAAGAAAAACCUUAUAUUUCUGUUGGUUGCUGUGUAGACCUUCUACCAUUAGUAAAAUUAAUCCUUAAAAGCAAAUUUGAAGAAUAUGUAAUUGUUGGUUUAAAUUGGCUUCAGGCUGUGAUUAAAAGAUGGUGGUCAGAACUUUCUGUUCAUACAGAAAAGAUAGAUGAUGGGAUGUGGAAUCUUAUUUGUUACAGUUGCACUGAUAUUCCUGGAGGACAAAAUUGUGUGUGCACUAAUGUGCUUAAAAGAAACUUUCAAGUAAUAGUAAGAAAGGUACUCUUUCCAAAAUAAUUCCUCUUCUGAGGACUGUCUUUGACAGAAGAAGGCUGGACCAUUGGACUAUUUAAUGCAAACACUAAAUAUCCAUCUGCUUCACAUUGAAGUGGAAAAAAUUCUAACAGGAGCAACUUUUACUUCAGUGAGGUGAAAGUGCACUAUGAAAACUGUAUGUAUGCCUUUGGUGCAUUUGGGGGAUAUUUUCAGUUACCUGGUGAAAUUGUGAAAGUGUUUCUUCUACAUAAUUGUAUAAUACAACAACACCUAAUUGUGAAGACAGAAUGAAAACCAUUACUAGGAACCACAAAAGACCAUUUGCCAUAAAUAUUUUUUAAACCAUGUUUUUCUUAUGAACUGUAAAAAUGUAUUUUCAAAUAUGUUACAGAUUUUGGCAGUUUUGAUGUAUUGAAUUUCUGAAAUGUGUCUGCUAUAUUAAUCAAAAUAUUAAAGACUAUUUUUGUUGCA
This is a messenger RNA of Python bivittatus (Burmese python), 2193 nucleotides long. RefSeq names its product katanin regulatory subunit B1 like 1 (gene KATNBL1). The record is from RefSeq and is a predicted model, not a curated record. Gene Ontology annotation, cellular component: nucleolus. Gene Ontology annotation, molecular function: microtubule binding. NCBI's taxonomy places the organism in Eukaryota, Metazoa, Chordata, Lepidosauria, Squamata, Pythonidae.